This is a messenger RNA of Cadophora gregata, 1344 nucleotides long. RefSeq lists its product as uncharacterized. NCBI's taxonomy places the organism in Eukaryota, Fungi, Ascomycota, Leotiomycetes, Helotiales, Ploettnerulaceae. The transcript has 3 exons. The coding region runs from base 1 to 1344 and encodes 447 amino acids. The record is from RefSeq and is a predicted model, not a curated record.
AUGGCUCGCAACACGCUCUUGAACGUGAUUACUCCUGACAAGCCAAUGAAUAUUGUCAUCAUCGGUGGCUCAAACACGGGUCUCAUGAAUGGCAUCGUUCUCAAACGCCUCGGCCACAAUGUCCACAUCCUUGAGCAAAACACCAAAUCCGAGCGCUCCGAUCUAGCAGCUGGCAUCACCACCCACCCUGAGUUCGACGAGUUCAUGGACAUCCAUGACCUCGUCAAGGAACCAUGGUCUAUUUUGAGUCCCGGCAUUCAAUGGUUGAAUAAGGAUGCUGCUGUCACUCGCGAAGCCAAGAGACCUCUCAAGAUGACUUCAUGGGGCGUUAUUUAUCACCGUCUUCGCGCAAACUUCGAUGGCUUCACCAGCAGUUUCUGUGCCAAUCCACCAGCUGCCGGAGAGAAGGAUGGAACUGCAACUUUCGAUCUGGGAAAACGUGUCACGGGCAUCUCUGACCUUGAGCAUGGCGUUCAAGUCACCUUUGAAGAUAUCCUUGAUAGAAAUAAGCAGGGCAGUCUUACCAUUGACCUUGUCAUUCUUGCUGACGGUGCCAAUUCCGGCUUGCGCAGCACGUUCUUCCCUGAGCUUGAGCGGGCUUAUGCAGGAUAUGUCGCACUCAGAGGAACGGUACCUGAAUCUGAGGUUUCCGAGGAAGCCAAGAAGGCGUUCGAUCCGAAGCUAACCUACUUCUGCUUCAAGAACAAUUAUAUCCUUCUGUACAUCAUCCCCGGCUCAGAUGGCUCUCUCGAACCCGGUCACCGCCGCUACAACUGGGUCUGGUACCACCCACUCACAGCCGACUCCCCAGACUUCACUGACAUCAUGACCGACACCUCGGGUACUCUCCACCGUAACACUCUCCCAGCCGGCGGAAUGAAUCUCAAAGCCUGGAGCAAAUAUGUCCAAAUCGCCAAGGAACAAAUGUGCACUCCUUUCGCAGAUGUUGUCUCGAAGACCACCCAGCCUUUCAUUACAGCCAUCAGUGACCUCAGCUGUCCUCGCGCCGUAGCCAUGAAAGGCCGGGUGCUCAUCACGGGUGAAGCUCUCAAUCUCGUUCGUCCUCAUAUGGCGCUCAGUACGACUGCGAGUGCGACGCAGGCUCUUUUGCUGGAGAAAGUAUUCCGUGGCGAGAUGUCCGUCGAAAUAUGGGAGAAGAAGGUGUUGCAGGCCGGUCGGAUUAGUGCGUUGAAAACUAAUGCGUUUGGUACUUACUUCUUGUAUGGUACCAUGUCGGCUGUGGGAUGGGUCGUGAAGUUGGUCGGUGCGAUGAUUGGUGGGAUGUUGCCAUUCUCUUCACUUCCAGCUGUGUCAAAUGCGCAGAAGGUUCAGUGCAAGCUUUAG